AUGUUCGGUCACGUGGCGCCUCAAAUUUUGGACUGCUGUUUCCUUUCCACUCAACUGGAACUCGGAACGUUUACCCAGCGUUUACCUCUACAGUUCAGAUGUGGUCGCCGCGUACCUGCUUGCAUCACACAUUUCCCUUCUUUGCGAAGCAGCGUAUCAAACAUCGCUCUUAUUGCAUCUCAUCCUCGAACAUCUUCUCGGAAGUCCCAAACAAUACUGUCUCCACGAUCAAAUUCGAGCCAUGUCGUAGUUCCCGUAACGGGCGUGCUCUCUAGAAUUCCCCCCAAACCCCAUAACAUGCGGCCGGCACCAAGCAUUUUGGCGCGGUUUAAAACUGCGCGAAGGAAAGGCGAGCUUGCCACCUUUCCCGCGGAAUGUUGGCUGGAUGUCCUGAAUGAGGCCUUGGAGAUUAGGUCACAUCAAAUGGUGGACCACCUCGUCAGCGAGAUAGACUCCCAUCCCGGAGAUGAGUCGGAACGAAGGAAUCUUCUCUGGACUAUUGUACGUGACGGGAGGCUCAAAAUUAUAGAAAAAGAAUCCAUGCGAUCAUUGCUUGAAUAUCUCGACCGGACGCCCGGCGACAUCGAAGGCUCUUCUCCAGAAGCUUUCGAUAAACUAUUGACAUGGGCUCGCAAUAAUACAUAUGAAUUAGGGCACGGGAAUACGUUUUAUCAUAUUAUGCGAUUAUUGCUCCCCUUCCUACAACAACUCCAGCUCCCCCGAGACUUCGUCAUACCAUAUACCCCCCCUCCAGUUAUCCAAUCUACAAUUGCUUUUCUCCAGUGGAUCUUGCAACAAUCUGAACUGCAGGAGAGCGCACUGGAGAUUUUUGGUGCCUUGGUGAAUUCAGGCUAUAUCCCAGCAGAAACACUACCCGAGGACAAUGGAUCCCUCACUUUUGAUUCUGUUGUAUUCCCAGCGUUGACGAGAACAUGCCUCCACUGGGGGUGGUCGCCCCUCGCUUCCAGCUAUCUUCUUGGCUUCAUGGAGCGGGAGAAUGCGCCUACCAGCCUUUGUGCCAUCCUCGCUGCAGAAACCCUUCGCUCGCUAUUAGAGGAUGCAACCCCCGCGGAGCUUGACAUUUGUGGUCGUCUGAUCCGUUCAACGGACCCCACGUACCCGAUUCCAGACCCCCUGGUGUCUCAAAUCUAUCGCUGUGCUAGGGAGGUGGCUCACGGGGAGGUCGCGGAGAUACUCUAUGCUUACUCUAGACAGCCCGAAGUUAUGCGGGUUCACCGUUAUCCACCACCUCAAGGACUAGACCUGUCGUGGCUCGUGCACUACCUCACAAAGCGUAGCAAAAGCGUUCAUUUGUGCAAACGAUUAGCUAGAGAAGUCGUCGAAUUGGACUUGUCAUUCCCUACUCAGUAUGUCGCCCGGUUCAUUGCUACCAUCGCCGAAUUUGGACAUUCGACCUUAGCUCGGGCGCUCUGGGAGAAAUUCGCGGCCUCCGAAGACGGCAGUGCUGUCGUUGGUGACCCCGGUUUAUUGAUCGCAAUGAGCAGGCUCUUCCUCUCUCAAGUGAAGCGUGUCGAGAGCGACAUUGCUCAACGCGACAGAGACCAUCCGGCUCAGGGAAAAAUACGUUUGCAGACAAAACUGGAUGACUUCUUAGCCUUCUUGGAUCGCCUCUUACAGGAAUUUCGCGCUCACCAUGAACCCUUGGCUGAAGCAGAACAUCACAUCCUGACGACUCUCGCCCGGGCUUGCUUUAUCCAUGGAAAAUUUGUGGACGGAUUCGCCGCUUUUCAAUGUCUUUUGGACCGACAAGAAGUUCCUGAUCGUUACGACGUCAACGUGGCGUUGACUGCUAUUGCUGAGCAUCACCCCAGAGUGGCUUCUCAAUUUGUGGAUUUUAUGGUAAAACGCAAAAUUCAACCCGACGAUUCCACUUAUUGCACUAUAAUGAAUGCGGCUCUGGAACACAAGGACUUCAACCUCGUUGAUGAGAUGGCAAAUAAUGUUUUGACUAUGCAGGAAGACCGCGAAAUCAACAUCAAGUCGAUGAUGGUAUUGAUCAACGCGACCGCCACUCCUCGUCCAGGUGAGGAGUUGUCAGAACAAAGGUCGCGACUUCGGAAAACGAUGAAGCUCGUACAAUCUUGGAUGGAAAACCAUCCCAUGCCAUCGAUGCAGGUCGGAAAAGCACUUGUCCUUGCUUCUCUUAGGGCAGGCGAUUCCGAGAUGGCCUUCAGGUUCUGGAAAACGUUGCUGAGGGACAGCACUGAGUGGAAUGACGGAGAUCAAAUCCACUUGCGAGCUCUCCUGGCGAAGAAGAUCAGCAAGGAUUACCAUUCAGGCUCUGUCAGAAAGGAACUCGGCCGCUCAAGCCUUACGCAACUCCGUUUUCCGCCAGAGCCAUUCUCAUCCAUGUCAUCCAGUGUUGGUGACCCCACAGAUGAUCACCGUCUCUCUUUGGGAUAG
Messenger RNA from Laccaria bicolor S238N-H82, 2424 nucleotides. RefSeq lists its product as uncharacterized. The transcript has 3 exons. The record is from RefSeq and is a predicted model, not a curated record. Lineage: Eukaryota; Fungi; Basidiomycota; Agaricomycetes; Agaricales; Hydnangiaceae. The coding region runs from base 1 to 2424 and encodes 807 amino acids. Gene Ontology annotation, molecular function: protein binding.